Molecule: messenger RNA, 981 nt
Organism: Pestalotiopsis fici W106-1
Lineage: Eukaryota; Fungi; Ascomycota; Sordariomycetes; Amphisphaeriales; Sporocadaceae
Exons: 1
Coding region: 1-981 (326 amino acids)
Source: RefSeq, a predicted model, not a curated record
AUGAAGGGCACUCCCGUCGACCAGCUCGUCUAUGAGUACAUGUUCCCAAAACCUCGCUCGACGGACCCCCAACAUUUCCACUCCCUGUUGCACCGACACCUGAUCCUAGAAGUCCGCCAGGAGGUACACUCCUUCUACGGUCAUCUCGAUACACAGGAAGCCAAGUAUCCCGGCCUCGACUACUGCCAUCGCAUUCACCGUAUCCGACUAAGCCGCUGGCCCUGGCACCGCCGCCUAUUUCGAGCGUUUGACGGUCUGCGCCUGACCAACUCCGAAAUCUCGAAUCUGACCAAAUGGGAGGGUACCAAGUGGGCCAAAGAGCGCUUCGAACGGGACGCUGGUGUUGUCAUCAGAGAUACCGCCGGAGACGAGGUCGGCCAAUGGGUCGAGGUCGAGGAUAGGCCACGUGCAGACCGGAUUCCGCAGGUAGUCGAGCCUGAAGACGAAGACGAGGAAGAGGACGAAGAGGAGCAGGAUGAGGUUGACGAAGACAUGGACGACAGCGACGGAGAGCUCAACAGUGUCGGCAUUUCCCUGAAUCAGCGCCUGCUGGCACGUCGUGAAGCUGGAGACGCAACGGCGCCGAUAGACGAAGAGUGGGAGCAGUGGCUAAAAACUGCCAUCGAUUCUGGCGCAUUACCUUUUCUCUCUUCCAGCAGCGACCCGGCCAGCGCACUGAUUCCGCAAGUCUUGUUCCCUCCAUCUAUGCUUAGUGCUGCUAGAGCCAACCAAUGGGAUCAGGUGCCAGAGUUUCUCCACGACUUGCUCCGGCGAACCUUGGCAACAGAGGCAGAAGCAAGGCGCAACAGGGAGGCAUCACCGUCCCGAAUUGAGGGCUCGGCGCGCUCUGCGCGGAAUAUUCUUGCCUCUGCAGCAUGGAGGCGUCCCUACUCAGGUCUCAGUUUGCCCCAUGGCGACAACGGCGCAAACGCAGGCUCUGACAAUGUGCGAUACAACCGCACUGCACAACCAGGGGCUUGA